GUGGCAACAACAGCGAAGAAGAAGUCGUUAAUUCGGUGUUGGCUGUUGUUGUGCUCCUAGGUUUUUAUCAUUGAUAAUAAGCUAAACAAAAUAUAAACACCUCGACACAAACCGUUUCAGGAUUCCAAUUGUAUCUUCCUGCAACGUUUGCGAAACACAUUUGAACACUGGGAUUUGUAACUAGCCAGCUAAGUUAGCCACGUUAUUAAUUAGCUAGUUAGCUAACGCUAGCUACAAUUGCUAGCUCCAGUACACCGUUUGGCGCUGGUAGAAUGGCGGAGGAGGAAGACGAAACAGUUUUUGACGAGGAUUUGGAUGACGGGGCGGGUGGAACCGAUGGGAGCCACGGCAAGCGAAAACGGUUGUUUUCUAAAGAGCUUCGGUGUAUGAUGUAUGGGUUUGGGGACGACCAGAAUCCCUACACCGAGUCAGUGGACAUUCUGGAGGACCUUGUGAUUGAGUUCGUCACGGAGAUGACGCACAAAGCCAUGUCCAUCGGACGCCAGGGCCGUGUCCAGGUGGAAGACAUUGUUUUCCUCAUCCGGAAAGAUCCAAGGAAGUUUGCCAGAGUGAAGGACCUCUUGACGAUGAACGAGGAGUUGAAGAGAGCCCGCAAGGCCUUUGAUGAAGCAAACUAUGGUUCUUAGGUCGUGUGGUUGUAGAGGGAUAUGGGCUUCAACACGAUUUUUAUUUUCUUUCGCAUUGUCCAUACUGUUUAUUCUGCUAUGAUUAUUUGACAUGUUUUUAUAAGGAUCUAACGUUUAAUUUGUAGCAGAUGUGGCCAUAGAAUGUUAAUUGACCAUCCACUUGACUUCAGAUAUGUUUGUGCUCAUGUCAAAUGCCAAUGUCUAUCUUUAUCAUAAUCAGUGUGGCUUUCUGGCAGACUAGAUGCUAUGUUGCUGCCUUUCAGUUGGGUAAGUGGAUUGCACAUUUGUUCACAAAUAAUUUCUCAAUCUAAUAGCAUAGACGAAUAUGGCAAGUAGCCGAGCGUUUUGCUGUUUCGAAUACCCGAGCUGACACUGGGGGAAAAUGGUCUGUGCUCUUGAGCAAGGCACUUUACCCUAAUUUAUACUAGAAAGUUCUCAUUAAAGUCUCAAUGUCUGCUGAAGGAUAUUGUUUUGCAGUAUCAAUCAUCACUAAGGAUAGACAUUGUGAAAUGAAUACAGUAACUCACACCUUUUGACACGUUCUUCCAUCCUUUACUGAGAUAUUUCAGGACAUGGGCCUAGCCCAGCAGGGAGGUCAAUGUGGACUUUGUAUAUGAAUCAAUGGAUGGGUUUUUGUUCCGGAACUAUUUAACUUGCUCCUACACCUUUUUAAUGUUAUCGCUGAAUAAACUAUUUGGCCUGUUCCGUUAAA
Salvelinus fontinalis (brook trout) is the source of this 1359-nucleotide messenger RNA. Its product is annotated as transcription initiation factor TFIID subunit 13-like. NCBI's taxonomy places the organism in Eukaryota, Metazoa, Chordata, Actinopteri, Salmoniformes, Salmonidae. Gene Ontology annotation, biological process: transcription by RNA polymerase II. Gene Ontology annotation, molecular function: protein heterodimerization activity. The transcript has a single exon. Bases 273 to 647 code for a protein of 124 amino acids. The record is from RefSeq and is a predicted model, not a curated record. Gene Ontology annotation, cellular component: transcription factor TFIID complex.